AGACCAAACAUCUCGAUCAUCUUGGAAAGGACAGCCAAAUUAUGUUUCUUUAACUGUAUAGCAAAUGAUUCGUUAGGUACGAACGAUAGUUCUCGAUUUGUUGAUUUAAGGCUGUCAGCUGUUGUAACGCCGCUUCACACGGCGCAUCGCACCACGGGAUACAUGCCAAAGCAUACCACGUGGGGAAGACUCAUUCUUUGACCCUCCGGAUUCACAUGACCGUUUAAUCGACUGUCAUUUUGGAACCUUUGCCUCCAUGUCAUCGGCACUAUCAUAUUGAAGUCUAUCUUGCUUUGGUAGCCGCGAAACGUCGGUCAAAAGCGGCGCUCUAUGGACACUAGACAGCCUUUCGACUCCACGCCUGAUCAUGUGGCAUUUGGGGUCGAAUUUAACCAGGAUGAGACUAUUUUCGCAGUUGGUACCGAGGAUGGCUUCCGACUGUACGAGAGUGCUACGGGUAAAUUGGUGCUCGCGAAAGACCUUGAAGGCUCCGUUAAGUUCGCAUCAGUGCUGUCAUCGUCACGCUAUGUUGCCUUGAUAGGCGGUGGCCCAGCCCCAGCAUACUCACCCAACAAAUUUGUCCUAUGGGAGAGCGAGACGGGAACGGAGCCUUUCAAGAUUGAGUAUAAUAUGAUUCCGAUUCGAGCCUGUUUGACUGAUUCAUAUUACUGUACCGUUUUUGAGAGCGGUGUCGUCCUUUACGAAUUAGAUGCACAUGCUCAUAAUAAUACUGCCGAGCGUCGAGUUGGAAUAUACGAAACUGCGCCGAACUGCUUUGGACUUUGUCAGUUGGGUAGCAGGAAGUUGGUGAUGCCAGGACGUAGCAAGGGUCAAAUUCAGAUCGUGGACCUGGCUACCAAAGCGAUCAGUAUUCUGCCAGCGCAUGAGUCGCCAAUACGGAUGUUCACCAUGAAUAGGGAAGAGUCUAUACUCGCUACUGCGGGCGAGAAGGGCACUCUCAUUAAGUUAUGGUCAACUGAGCAAGAAGCAUUUUUGAUGCAGUUCCGCCGUGGCUUGGAACAGGCGCAAAUAUUCUCUAUCGCUUUCUCACCCUCUGGAGAUCAGAUGGCUGUCACGUCCGACAAAUCUACGAUUCAUGUAUUUGAGAUGCCAUGGAGGGAGCAGUCGGCGGGCGACGAGGUUUCUUACCGCCCAGAUUCUCAUGCAGGCAAGCGACUUUCCUAUCCGUACGGCGGAGGGAACGUACGUGACAUUCCUUCACCUCUGAGCUCGUCACCAGGCGGAGCGUACGGCGGUUCCCCACCCACUCCAGGUAAACACGCAGGAUCUCCAUCGUCUGCCACAAAGGUCAAAUUCAGCACUUCGUCCAGCGAACGUGAACCCACGGAAUUCCUGGGACCAGGUACAGUCCAAGGAUGGCCAGAAAUGCCGCCAAAGCAUCAGCGAACGGCAAGCCGAUGGUCCUAUGCAACGCCCGGCGGUGUGACGGACUCUUCGACGGAUACUGAUACACCUCCGAGGCGUCAAGCACAAAAAUAUGGAAAUUUAGGAAGCCUCCCGCUUGCCCCGCGGUUUCUUAAGGACACGUACAGCACGAUGAGCUGCAAAUUUGAAAUGGGAAACGAGCCAACGAGGCGCAGACAAGGUUCAAAAGACAAAGAACGGGCUGGCGGACAAGAUGAAACAGCAAGCGUGACAACAGUUCGAACCGCGACCACUUUCAGUCGUCAAAAGGAGAAUCCUUGGUGGCCUCAGGGACGUCCGCCGAAGGGGAAAAUAGCGUGGAUAGAUGACGAAAGUCUUGUUGUUGUCAGCGCUGGCCGUGAUGCUAGGUGGGAGAAGUUUGUACUCGGCAUCGAUCACAAUGGACAGAGAGGCAUUGAAAGACGUGGUUGGAAACAGUAUUUGGAGGACGAGGGUGUUGAUUAGAAAUGUAAUUCGCCAUUUCCUGGCUUGCGAAGGCAGUGGAUCUUACAGCCCAAGAGUGCGAGUGAUAUGGCACUGCAUUGCCAAAUGCGCUUGAACACUGAUCAAUAUGUACUGUCACCUCGAACUAUAAACACUCCCUCCU
This is a messenger RNA of Verruconis gallopava, 2032 nucleotides long. RefSeq lists its product as uncharacterized. Bases 331 to 1890 code for a protein of 519 amino acids. Gene Ontology annotation, molecular function: protein binding; phosphatidylinositol-3-phosphate binding; phosphatidylinositol-3,5-bisphosphate binding. Gene Ontology annotation, biological process: protein localization to phagophore assembly site; autophagy of mitochondrion; protein lipidation. Lineage: Eukaryota; Fungi; Ascomycota; Dothideomycetes; Venturiales; Sympoventuriaceae. Gene Ontology annotation, cellular component: cytosol; phagophore assembly site membrane; extrinsic component of membrane. The transcript is spliced from 2 exons. The record is from RefSeq and is a predicted model, not a curated record.